Molecule: messenger RNA, 2638 nt
Organism: Hypomesus transpacificus
Lineage: Eukaryota; Metazoa; Chordata; Actinopteri; Osmeriformes; Osmeridae
Gene: ankrd13b
Product: ankyrin repeat domain 13B
Exons: 15
Coding region: 320-2254 (644 amino acids)
Cellular component (GO): cytoplasm
Molecular function (GO): protein binding
Source: RefSeq, a predicted model, not a curated record
CUCUCACUCAUCGUUGCAGAAAUGGGAGUAGAGUACAUUUGAGACAGUCUAUUCAAUGGAGAAGAGAGCCAGAGGCAUGAUAGGUAGGCUAGAUAUGAAACGUGCCAUUCCGAGUUCGGUUGUAGAGUUGCCAAUAUGCCUGUAAUGUUUUUUUUUAUACAUAGCCUAUAUAUUAUUGGAUGUAAGAGACAUGUUAAUCCAAUUUUCAUAGUGCGCCUAGGAAACGUCUUGUCACGAUAACGCGACAUGAACAAAUAGUCAAUUUGAAAGUGAGACAAACAACAAUAACUGAGUGACGGCGGCGAACUAUGAACCGAGGAUGAUUUCUUCAAAGAAAACUCCGGAAAAGAAUCGUUAUGUUAUCCACUAUUUAGUGUGGCACAACAAGCAUCGGCAGCUUGAGAAAGAGCUCUCAGCAGACGAGCAGGUGGAUCUGGAGGCCCUGGACCCCCGGGGCAGGACCCCCCUGCACCUGGCCGUGACCCUGGGUCACCUGGAGUGCGCCCGUCUGCUUCUCCUGCACGGGGCUGACGUCAGCAAGCAGAACCGCAACGGCUGGACCGUGCUCCAGGAAGCUGUCAGCACACGUGAUCCAGAGCUGGUGCGUCUGGUUCUGCAUUACCGUGACUACCAGCGGACUGGCAAGAGGCUGGCAGGGAUCCCUGUCCUGCUGGAGAGACUGCGGCAGGCCCAGGACUUCUAUGUUGAGAUGAAGUGGGAGUUUACUAGCUGGGUGCCCUUGGUGUCGCGUAUCUGCCCCAGCGAUACCUACCGCGUGUGGAAGAGUGGCCAGUGCUUGCGUAUAGACACCACCUUGAUGGGCUUCGAACAGAUGACCUGGCAGAGAGGAAACCGCAGCUUCAUUUUCCGGGGCCAAGCAGAUUCCAGUGCGGAGGUCAUGGAGGUGGACCAUGACAGACAGCUGGUGUUUUGUGAGACCCUGUGUGUGUCCUCGCUCACAGCGCCCUCACCUGGCGGCGGGGGAGGUGGCGGUGGCAGCGGCGGCUGCAGUACCAGCCUUGGCCUGCUGGGGGCACUGCAGCCCAGCGAGGAGCAGGUAGCAGGGCGGCUGUCUGCUGCCGUGGUCACCACCCAGCUGGACACCAAGAACAUUGCCUUUGAAAGGAAUAAGACAGGCAUCCUGGGCUGGCGGAGCGAGAAGACGGAGAUGGUGAACGGAUAUGAAGCCAAGGUGUACGGAGCGUCUAACGUGGAGCUGGUCACCAGGACCAGGACUGACCACCUCUCGGACCAGAAUAAGGCCAAGCCUAAAGGUGGUAAGACUCCUCUGCAGUCCUUCUUAGGCAUAGCGGAGCAACAUAUGGGCCCUAAUAACGGGGCCCUGGUGACUCAGAUGCCGUGUCCUGCUGUGACCAACCCCACGGCCUUGACGGCCGAGGAGUAUUUCAAUCCCAGUCUGACCCUGGGCACCAGAGAUAUCGGCCACCCCUGCCAACUCACUACCAAGACCCAGAGGUUCAAGGCCAAGCUGUGGCUGUGUGAGUCCCAUCCGCUCUCAUUGGCUGAGCAGGUGGCACCAAUCAUUGACCUCAUGGCCAUAUCCAACGCUCUAUUCGCCAAGCUCCGUGACUUCAUCACCCUGCGUUUGCCCCCAGGCUUCCCUGUCAAGAUAGAGAUCCCCAUCUACCACAUCCUAAACGCCCGGAUCACCUUCGGCAACCUGAACGGCUGUGAGGAGGGGGCGGUGACGGGGCGGGGGGAAGCCGAUUCAGAGGGGGAGGGGCAGAAGGACCCCCCCCGGAUAGACACACCCUCCCCAGGCAGCGACGCCUCCAGUGUCUCCAGCUCCAGUUCCACCACGUCAUGCCGAGGGGGGGAGAUUCCCCCCUGCGUGUUCGAUCCCCCCCAGGGCUACAGUGUUCUUGGGGGCAAACAGAGGGAGGGCAUCCGGGAGGAGGAGGAGGAUCUGCUGCAGUUUGCCAUCCAGCAGAGUCUCCUUGAAGUGGGGACAGAGUAUGACCAGGUGACCAUCUGGGAGGCCCUGGCCAAUAGCAAGCCAGGAGCACAACCCCUUUCCUGUGACCCCAGUCGUCUGGAACGGACCCCCCAGCACAAGCCCCGCCCACACAGCCGCUGCUCCACCCCCACCAAGAAGACUCCCUCCAGCUAUGACGAGCAGCUUCGCAUUGCCAUGGAGAUAUCGGCACGCGAGCAGGAAGAGGCGGAUCGGCGCAGGAGGCAGGAAGAGGAGGAGCUACAGCGUAUCAUCCAGCUGUCACUCAUGGAGAAAUGAGAGGCUAUUGGUCCAUGUGGGGUCGAGGGGAGGGGAAGGCAGGGAGAGGAUGAAUGAGCCAGAGGACCCUAACCCUCCCCAGAUUAUGACAACAUCUCUCCCUUGACUACAAUCAUGUCCAGCUGCCUAAAUUGUCGUUCUGUAUGUCUGUCUGUCCAUCUGUUUGACUGACGAUCAGCCUGUCUGUCUGUGUGUCCAUCUGUCUGUCUGUCCAUCUGUCUGUCUGUCUGUCGACCGUACAUCGCUGGUCUGACAGACCCCUCUGUGGUGCUGGCCUGCUAGGCUCCCCACCACAAGACUAAAGAAAUAUCUCAUCAUAAUGGAAUGAAUGUCUCACCAACUGCCCACUCCAGUUGUGCUAGCUAGGUUCCGUGUGCACAUGUA